This is a messenger RNA of Manihot esculenta (cassava), 1906 nucleotides long. Its product is annotated as protein At-4/1. The transcript has 7 exons. The record is from RefSeq and is a predicted model, not a curated record. NCBI's taxonomy places the organism in Eukaryota, Viridiplantae, Streptophyta, Magnoliopsida, Malpighiales, Euphorbiaceae.
UACAGCGCGUAACACCAUAUACAGAGCGUAAUACACAUGCAGUCUGCACAUGCCUUCGUAUCAAAACACCACGGAAAAUUCUCAAUAUUGCGACCCAGAAAACUUUGGAGCAAUGGUUGCAACGAGUGACCAAGAAAUCGAUUCGCUUCUCUCUAGUUUCGAUCAGAUAUACGAGGAUUUCAAGAGUGGAAUAACGGAAAUCCAAUUGCUGAAAUCGAACUGGAGUGCAGAAAUCAAGAAGAGAGAGGCUCUUGAAGUCAAUUGCCUAAGUUUGAAACAUGAAAAUGAGCGGCUAACUAAGCUGUACACAGAAUCUUUAGAUAAUAUAGCCGAUCAGCUUGAGAGCCGGAUCAAAUGUCAAAGCCUGAAGGAGGAGGUGAAAAGACUCGGUGAUGAGAAUCUCAGAAAAGAAGAGGAAUUUAGGAAGCGCAUGGAAUUGCUUAACCAGGACUACACAACUAAGGUUGGAGAAUUAGAGGACCACGUCAGAGGCUUAAUACUCGAGAAGGCAAAAAGUGAGGCAACCAUGAAUCACCUCCGCCAAGAUUUAGCAGCUCAUAAAUCUCAUAUGCAAACUCUAGCAAUCAGGUUGGAACGGGUCCAUUUUGAUGUGGAGUCAAAAUAUAAUCUCGAGAUUCAAGAUUUGAGGGAUUGUCUCUCGGUUGAACAGGAAGAGAAGAAUGAGUUGAAUAAGAAACUCCAAGAUUUGGAAAAGCAAUGUGAGUAGGUGGUCCUAUUAAUGCCUUAUUUUGCUGGCUGGCUCUGCAUAUUUUUUGCUUCUCUGGCCAUAAAUGACUUAGUUUGAGUCAAGUUUAAGGCACAUGUAUGGAGACUUAAUUUUUCCACUAGAAUCAUGUUUGGACGCUGAUAAAUUGCAGUAGUGAUUAGCAAAACAAAAUUGGUCGAACAGCAGCAAGACUUGGCCUCAAAUCGUCUAGUUGAAACGCUGAAGGCAAAGAUUAUGAAACUGCGGAAGGAGAAUGAGAUUUUGAGAAGGAAGCUUUCUCAUUCGGAAGAGGGCUGAGAGGGUUAGAGGGUACUAGCUGAAGCUGUUGCACUGGCAAAAGUGAUGCCUUGCCGUUUUGGGUUCAACUCCCUGUAUGUAUAAUCAGAUUGCAAUUAAUCCAUCUGAUAGGCGUAUUGAAGAGUCUCAAAGUGGAAUUGCUUCUGCUUGAGGAGUCUGUCCAGAUAGGGUACCAUAAGUAUGUUUUGGGAAGUGCUGUGAUGUUGCACUGACACAUAGACAUGCUAUAGAGAGAUAUUUCCCUAUAUCAUUAGAAAACGAGAUUACCUUAGAGAUCUCCUAUCAAACCUUGGAGAUCUCCUAUCAAAUUUCCCCUUUCAGCAAUAUGAAGAACCUUAAUUUGCUGCCUCGAUGAUUUCCGCUUAACAAGAAUUUGUCUUUUACACUCAUUCAGUCAUUUUUCGUUAGGCAUUAAGAAGCUCACAGUUCUUUCUUAUAUUUUGUGUACGGUUAGCAGACUGGGCCUAAUUCUACUCCCUCUAUCUAUAUCAUCUUCUUCCUAGACUUCAGCCUUAUUUUUUGAGCAAGCCAGCGAGCUGGACCUUAACAAGGGAUUAUGAACCUCAAGUUUAGACUGCAUUAUCUGUGUGAUUCUCAAAUUUAUAAACAUGUUUGUAGACAAGCACAUAUUGAUAUCUAUAGAUAACACAUCCAAAUGGACGUAGGUGUACACAGCACAUGCAUAUAUAACAUGACAUGAAUAUAUAUACACGUAGUAUGCUUGGUGUAUUCUAUAAUUUGAUUUCUUUUAUAUCAAAAUAUAUAGAGGAAUACAUGCACUCUCAACCUAUGUUCACAGUUUUUAUUUUUGCUUAUCAGUAUAUUUCAGAAUUGGGAUUCGACCGUACAUUUUUCUAAUUUUAAUGUUUUUGUUUUUUUUUG